Molecule: messenger RNA, 1647 nt
Organism: Girardinichthys multiradiatus
Lineage: Eukaryota; Metazoa; Chordata; Actinopteri; Cyprinodontiformes; Goodeidae
Product: decapping and exoribonuclease protein-like
Exons: 7
Biological process (GO): NAD-cap decapping; nuclear-transcribed mRNA catabolic process
Cellular component (GO): nucleus; cytosol
Molecular function (GO): mRNA 5'-diphosphatase activity
Source: RefSeq, a predicted model, not a curated record
GUUAGCAGUCCCGCUAAUUUAAAAUCACGUUAGCGACCUUUUCUGGACCCACAAGAUAUAAUAAAUUACGUGCCUUUUGUUCGCAGUAAGGAACAAAGUGACACAUGAGCUGUUUUGUUGUUUACUUUUGUUAAAAGAUCAAGCUCUUUUCUGCAACAGGAAUGGACCGGCACAGAUCCCGCAGCCCCGUUAUCAGCUCCCAACACCACUAUUCACCAAACAAACGAGGAGAUAACAGGAGAGCAAAACACUGUGACGCUGCACACUUCAGACCCACAAAUCACCACUGACACCAUUCCAGUGCAACUCCAGAGCAAACCCCACCCAGGUCCCAGACAUUAUGCACAAGGAGGGAAGCGUAUGAGAGAGCCUUUCCGUUUUACAAGCAGCCUGUGGAAGUGGGCUGUUUCUCCCUGGACUCUCAGCGUAGGUUUUUCAAUGACAGCAGGCAGAUGAGAUACUACGUGGAACCUGACAGAAGUCCUAAUUUUGAUCUGAGCGACGGGUACAGGGGACGUUAUGUGAAAAGGGACGAAAACGUAAAGGAAAAGCUGGACCACAUUCUGCGGUGGAUUGUAGCCAACAGAUCAAAGCUGAAAUCCAAACUGUCCCCAGACGCUUCAUGCCCUCUAGACUUCGACUUUGUGACUUGGCGCGGCCACCUGACCAAGCUGCUCACUACGCCGUACGAGACCAGGGAGGGCUGGUUGCUGGCUGUGACCAGGUUUAACGGCACGCUCUACAUCAGCGAGGUGGAGACCGAAGCUGCUCGCAGAGAACGAGAGAACCGCCCUGAGAGGAACCAGGAGAUGAUGUACUGGGGAUACAAGUUUGAGCAGUACAUGUGUGCAGAUAAAACGUACAGUGAGCCUGACCCCAGCGGAGUGGUCAACACCAACGAGGCCUUCUGCACUGUGGUCCAGACCCGACUCACAGAUCACAAACUUCUGUUCUCUGGCGAGGUGGAUUGUCGGAACAAAGAUCCUGAUGCUCCACCUCCUCCUGCCUGUUACGUGGAGCUGAAGACCUCUGCAGAGAUCUGCACCCCCAAACAGCGCAGCAACUUCCACAGGUUUAAACUGUUGAAGUGGUGGGCCCAGUCUUUUCUCCCUGGAGUUCCUCGGGUGGUUGCAGGUUUCAGGGAUCAUGAUGGGAUUGUUGUUUCUGUGGAGACUUUUCAAAUCUCCAAGAUUUCCCAGUUCAUCAAGAAUGAAUAUAACUGCUGGAAGCCAACAGUUUGCAUAAACUUCUGCUGUGAUUUCCUGUCUUUUGUAAAGCAUGAAACUACUGCAGACAAUCCUAGUGUUGUGUACCUGUUUUCCUGGGAACCACACAAGGAUGUGACCUACUCAGUCCACUGGGACUCCCAGUAUUCCUUCCUGCCCGACUGGUACAUUAAGGAAAUGACUUGUCUGGAGAGUAACACCAUCACCUUUGACAUUACCAAUGGCCAUCCUCAUUCAGGGUUCCUGUGCUGUCUGGAAAAGUAGGAUUAAAGUAUUUUCUAGAUGUUGAAGAUUAAAAACCUCCAGAUUUAUUUCUUUUUCCACCAUCAGUAAGUUGUAUUCUCUUAACUACCGCCUCUAAUUUUUGCAAUGACAAUUGUGGAAAUAACAUUUUGUAUUUAUAUUUCUGAAAAUAAGUUUU